Erigeron canadensis is the source of this 1071-nucleotide messenger RNA. RefSeq names its product tyrosine-protein phosphatase DSP3-like. Gene Ontology annotation, molecular function: phosphatase activity. Gene Ontology annotation, biological process: protein dephosphorylation. NCBI's taxonomy places the organism in Eukaryota, Viridiplantae, Streptophyta, Magnoliopsida, Asterales, Asteraceae. The transcript has 5 exons. Gene Ontology annotation, cellular component: cytoplasm. The record is from RefSeq and is a predicted model, not a curated record. Bases 155 to 811 code for a protein of 218 amino acids.
AAAAAAAAAAUCAUAAAUUCAUUGGGGGAAAGAAGAACGAUUGUGGGUUUUCCUUUCGAUCUUUGAUCCCCCAAUCAUGAAUUGAUUCCAUUUUAUUUAUUUAUUUAUUUUUUUUGUAUAAUUGUUUCUAAAUUUUAACGAAUUUUUAAAAAGGAUGGUUAUAAUGAUCAUGAAAAAUGGCGGGAAAGAAGUAAUUAUGGAUGGUGAUGAUGAUGAUGAGAAUGGUGGUGGCGAGGAAGAAAGAAUCGUUCCGCCGAUUAAUUUUGCGAAUGUUGAAGAUCGUGUUUAUCGAUCUGGAUUCCCCCAACCUAUGAAUUUUCGUUUUCUUGAAACGUUACAACUUAAAUCUGUCAUAUAUUUGUGUCCUGAACCAUAUCCCAAGGAAAAUUUGGAAUUUUUAAAAGAACACAAUAUUCGUCUAUUUCAAUUUGGAAUCGAUGGCACUAAGGAGCCUUCUGUAGACGUUCUAAGGAAUAUUAUAACAGAGGCUCUCACAAUUUUGAUUGAUGUUAGAAUCCAUCCUGUGUUGAUACAUUGCAAACGAGGAAAGCAUCGUACCGGUUGUGUUGUUGGGUCCUUAAGGAAGUUACAAAAUUGGUGUUUGCCAUUGGUAUUAGAAGAGUACAAGCUUUACGCAGGGGUAAAAUCAAGAGAUACAGACUUGAAAUUCUUGGAGACUUAUGAUGUAUCAUAUCUAAGGCAGUGUCUUCACACUGUUAUAUACCAAUAUCAUGGAUACGGGUCUAAGAAACAAAGAAGAUUGCUCUCUGGAGAAGAAGGCCCACACACAUCAGAUGUAGCUUCAGUUUAGAUCCAUCACCUACGGUGGGGGUUUUAGAACGGUUUUCACUUUGCUAGGAUGACGAUGUUGUGUAAUGCUAAGUUUGGUUCGAAGAUUAUGCCAUAGAGCCAUUGAUUUUUAAGGUUCUUAUGAGACAAUUCAUCUUGAGUGUAAUCUGAUUUGUUCUAAUGUUUCAAAGAAGAACUUGAGUUAAUUUUGAGAUGAAAGAAAAAAAACUAUGGAUGUAAGCGUGAAAUUACCAAAAUGGUGUAUAAGUAACUUCUUCUGUC